Messenger RNA from Limulus polyphemus (Atlantic horseshoe crab), 965 nucleotides. RefSeq names its product parathyroid hormone/parathyroid hormone-related peptide receptor-like. Gene Ontology annotation, biological process: adenylate cyclase-modulating G protein-coupled receptor signaling pathway; cell surface receptor signaling pathway. The transcript has 8 exons. Gene Ontology annotation, cellular component: plasma membrane. The record is from RefSeq and is a predicted model, not a curated record. The annotation marks the transcript as partial. Gene Ontology annotation, molecular function: G protein-coupled peptide receptor activity; peptide hormone binding. NCBI's taxonomy places the organism in Eukaryota, Metazoa, Arthropoda, Merostomata, Xiphosura, Limulidae.
AUGGCUGUAGUUACCACACCUAACAUUAUACAGAACAUGGCUGUAGUUACCACACCUAACAUUGUACAGAACAUGGCUGUAGUUACCACACCUAACAUUGUACAGAACAUGGCUGUAGUGGUCAAACCUAAUAUUGUACAGCACAUGGCUGUAGUUACCACACCUAACAUUCCACACCUAUUCACCAUCAAACUGAUAUCUAAAGUCGGGUAUACCGUAUCACUGUCAGCACUGAUCAUCGCAUUCCUUAUCUUGGCUUUUCUGAGAAAGCUUCGUUGCCCGAGAAACAACCUACACAUGCAUCUUUUUACGUCGUUUCUCAUGAGAGCGUUGAUGUUUCUUUUGAAAGAUGCUCUCUUCAUCGCCGGGAUGGGAUUUCGAAGUAACGUAGUUGUGUCCGAAUCUGGCGUUCCCAAGUUUCUGGAAUCCAGAAAUAAUAUAGACUGUAAAGUUUUCACCAGUUUAUGGCACUAUUUUCUGAUGGCUAAUUACUGUUGGAUUCUAAUGGAAGGACUUUACCUUCACAAUCUUGUUUUCCUGGCCAUGUUUACCGACACCAGCGGCAUCUCUCUUUACGUCGUCAUGGGCUGGGGUCUUCCGCUGAUCUUCCUCAUUCCAUGGAUUAUAGUACGAGCGUUGCUGGAAGACUCUCUAUGUUGGACAACCAAUGAAAAUUCUGGAUAUUUCUGGAUCAUCCGUGCACCAAUCACAACAACAAUUAUCGUAAACUUUACAUUCUUCGUGAACAUCACCCGAGUGUUGUUUCUGAAGAUGUUUGUGCCUUUAACAACACAAGCCAACAGGUACAGGUACAGAAAGUGGUUUCGGUCCACGUUGGUGCUGGUACCAUUAUUUGGCGUCCACUACGCUGUGUUAUUAGGGAUGUCAUUUUCUGCUGGUGUAAACAGGACCGCAGAGUUAAUCUGGUUGUAUACCGACAUAUUGUUUUCUUCGUUCCAAGUAAG